Messenger RNA from Phaedon cochleariae (mustard beetle), 2331 nucleotides. NCBI's taxonomy places the organism in Eukaryota, Metazoa, Arthropoda, Insecta, Coleoptera, Chrysomelidae. The record is from the annotation of a GenBank genome assembly.
UUGAACCUAGUACAAUUUCUGAAUGCCUUCUAGUACAAAUUGAAAUUCUGAAACGGCAACACUGGUCACGAGUGUCACGACUCACGGUUAAGGUUAAUUAACCUGAAAGUUUGUUUGUUGUGAUUUCUGAUUUGAUCAUAUGAAUUUAUCAAGUGUUUUCCCACUUUCCCAGUGAAGUGAGGGUAUUUAUUGUUGUUAUUAUUUAUGAAGCGGGUAUGGAAAACGUAAUUAAUGUUGCUGACCGAUGUCGAGCCUGUCUAAGUAUUGAUUGUACUCUCACUGCCACCGAUUCUCCUGAUACUGAUUCCAUUAAAUUUUUUGAUAAACUUUCAGCUUGUGUUUCCGAAGUGUCUUGGUUGAAACAAGGGUUGCCUUCCCUCAUAUGUGAAAUCUGUAUUGACCAUUUGAGAGUGGCAUAUGACUUCAGACUAGUGUGCUUGCAGUCUGAUCAAACUCUAGAGAGAUAUCUCAGUUUACCUGAUAGAGAUUCAAAACAAGAAACCAACACUAGACAGCUAAGUACUCCAACAAAGUUUGACUUUUCUGUUGGCACUACAACAGAAGAAAACCUGUCUAUAAUAGAAGAGGAGCCUCAGAAUGCUGAAUACAUUCAUCUCAAACAUUUUUUGGAUAAUGAUGAAGAAGCGUCAAAGUCUGAUCUCCAGUCAGAACAAGAACUUGAAGGCAAUGAUUCCAGAAGUAGUAGCCCUGACCAUGAUGAAGACGCAGGUCCACUUCAAAAUAAAAUAGAAUACAUCAAUGAAGAUUUAGAAAAACCUGUUUCAAUCACACAACACAAUCUGCCGGAUCAAAAUAUUCAUGAAGUAUCACAACUUAAACUACAGCAGGAUAUUCAGCAACCAAAAAUCCUAAAAUUAGAUCGUCAUCAACUGCAUGAACAGCAGCCCCAACAUCACCAACGAAAUGAACAAAAACCUCCUCAACAGCAGACUGUACACCAAAUAGUUCAGGUACAACAGAUUCGUCAACAUGAAAUACUUCCUCAACAACAGCCAUACAAGGUAGAAGUUAAACUGGCUCCUCAUCAACAAAGUAACACUAUACAGCAAGGAAUCCAAGCACUGGUUGUUCAAACAGUCACACCUGAUCGAAAUACUGUACCGAAUCAAUCAGUGCAGCAAGUGCAAGUUCGACGAGUGAUAAAGAGAACAACAGGUGUGCAGGUAAGGCCCCAAACUCCACCGAAGACUGUGUCAUCAGGGGAUGCCAUAGAUUCAAUAAAUGACAAACAAUACAUAUGUAAAGAAUGUGGCAAAAGUUACAGGAAAAAUGCCAACUUGAAAAUUCACAUGCGGACACAUACAGGAGAGAAGCCGUUCGAAUGCAAAUACUGUGAAAAGAGGUUUUAUCAUUCUUCUCAUUUACGUGAACACAUUCGACGUCAUACUGGAGAAAAACCUUUUCAAUGUGCUGUUUGUAAUAAAAGGUUCACCAUCAAGGGUGAACUGACAAUGCACAUGAAAUCUCAUACUGGUGAAAAGCCCUAUGCUUGCACGUGUUGUGACAGGAGGUGUCUCACUGCAGCUGAUUUGAAGGUCCAUAUGCGUACUCAUACUGGAGAAAAGCCUUUUGAUUGCAAUAUGUGUGGAAAAAAAUUCGCAAGUACUUACAUACUGAAUUCACACAUGAAGACACAUACAGGAGAGAGACCAUACUCUUGUGUCUUAUGCUCUAAAACAUUUACUCAAUCUUCACAUCUUACUGUUCACAAUCGGAAGCAUACUGGAGAAAAGGUGAACUGUAAAAUGUGUAAUGCAAAAUUCAGCCAUUCUUCUCAGUUAACAGUCCACAUGCGUGAACACACAGGAAAACAGCCUUACAAGUGUACCGUUUGCUUCAAGGUUUGUAAUUAUGCCUCGGAACUACAGUCUCAUAUGAUGAAACACACCGGAGAAAAGUUCACGUGUGUUACUUGUGAUAAGAAAUUUACUACAGCAGCUUAUUUACAGGAACACACAAGAACACAUACAGGCGAAAAUCUUUCGACCUGCACCAUCUGUGAUAGACAAUUUACUCGUCAUCAGUAUCUUGAGAAACAUAUGCGCACCCACACUGGAGAAAAACCUUUUACCUGCUUCAUUUGCAACAAAAAGUUCACCCAGUCUUCAAGUCUCAAAGUGCAUAUAAGAAUUCAUACUGGAGAGAAACCUUAUUCCUGCAAUUUAUGCAAUAAGAAGUUCACCACAUCAUCAGACUUAUCCGUACAUGGUAAAAAGCACACUAAGUACAUUGAUUUGUAGGAAGUAUUCCGUUUUUAUGUGAUAUAGUCGUGACAUUUUAACUUAAUAUAUCUGCCCAUUUUAGUUAUUU